AUGUCGGCAAUUGAUGAACUGUCGACAGACAGUCCACUCUCUCUGCAUCAGAGCUUUACGAAGGCUGACGCUCUUAAGAAGUGUGGUGACUGGGUGGACAGUCAGUCAUGUCACACACAGGAGAAGGACAUGGGCUGCAAAGCAAAGCAGAGGGGGGGGCAGGGGGAGGAAUGUGACUCCCCAGAUGAGACAGACAGCAUUGUGUCAUCUGCAUGUGGAAACAAGCGCAAACGCAAGAUGGUCAAGCUGAAGGAUGAGCAGCUGAACCUGCAGUGUGAGUGGCGCAGCUGCGACUAUGUCACCUGCAAUCUUGAUGACUUCGUGCACCAUGUCAGCCUCCACAUACCACACCUAGAGGUCAAGGAGAAUGAAGAUCAGGAAGGUGUGUAUGCUUGUUUGUGGGAGUCAUGUGAGUUUGAAUCUGCAGACUCCAAUGAGAUAGUGAGACAUGUCAAUUUCCACUCAUACCACACCAAAAUAAAGUCCAUUGGAUCAAACAUAUUGGCUCGGUUGAAGCUUCCGGCUUGCACAUAUGUUCAGGUUGGGAAGAACUUGCUACCCGACUUGCCAGAUGCUUUUACGUGUUGCUGGGACGAUUGUGAUCGAACAUUCAGCAACCCACAGAUUUACUUCUGUCAUGUGCAGAGUCAUGUCCACUGCAACCCACGUGGCAAAAAUGUGGCAGGAGGUGUCCCUUGCUGCUGGCGCGGUUGCAAGUUGAUCUUUCGCUCUAUAUACAAAUUGGCGGACCACAUUAGAACCCACACGCAGGAGAAACUGGUGGGCUGUCCGACAUGUGGUGGGCUCUUUGCAACUAAAACAAAGUUCUUUGACCAUUGUAAGCGACAAGUUCCUUUGGAAUUGCAAGGAUACCAGUGCUCACACUGCUCCAAGUACUACCCAUCAGAGAGGCUGCUGCGGGACCACAUGCGUCACCACGUGAACCAUUACAAAUGCUCCUUCUGUGACAUGACUUGCCCUUCUCCGUCAUCCCUUAGUUUGCAUAUUCGCUACAGACACCUGGACAGCAAGCCGUUCAAGUGUGACUUUUGUGAAUACACAGCUAAGACGCAUUGUGACAUGAAACAUCACUUGAACACGCACUGCUCCGACCCACUUUACCGCUGUGAGCAGGAGGGCUGUGGUUUCUCGUGCCGCAGUGCUUAUGGGCUUCGCAGGCAUUACCAUAGGAGUCACAGAGGGGAUGAUGCGCCAACAUACUGCUGCCACAUGUGUGACGAUCGAUUUCAUCGCGGAUCCUUGCUCACACGUCACCUCUUCACUCAGCACAACUUCCGCUGGCCAUCAGGCCACUGCAGAUUCAGGUACAAGCACGAUGAAGACGGUUUCUUCAGGCUGCAAACAGUGCGCUAUGAGAGCUUGGAGGUGACCCAGGAGAUGAUGCAGUCCGAGUCUGCUGCUACCCAGCCGUUGUGUCGCAAAAGUCACUACAACCUGCGUCGUGUGAAUGGCAGGAAUGAGGUCGAGUUCACAGUCUGUGAGGACGAUGAAGACCCCUUGAAGCAGGUGGUGGAAGAGGACAGGAUUAUCAUUUCCAUCAAGGAAGUGGACAGCAGUGGCAGGGUCGUGUCUAGCAAGACGAUGGAGAGUGAUAAGGUGGCUGCUUUCCCCACAGGAUCUGUCACUGUUGUUCGCGAUGAAAGUCAGAAAAAGUGAAUUGUUCGCCUUCUUGUUGUGUUCCAUGUUUAUUGUUCAUGAGAAAGAUAACAGUGAUCAAAAACAUGACAUAGUAAUAUCUCAGAUUAGCUUCUAACUUCUGGGAAAUUAUUUCUGAGCAUUUGAAUCAUUUCAUUGUUUCAUUCCUUCUUGCUUGAAGUCUAGACCCACACAGUAGACUGUAGUUUGUACAUUCUUCCAUUACCAUAAAGUUGCAUUUGCAAAUGUAUGUGGAUUUUCUACGUUUUACUUGUAACUUAAUGUUGAUUCUCUGUUCUGAAUUGUGUAUCAUCCAUUUUUUGAUAGAAGAACAAAACAGUUAUUGCUAAUGAAGAAGAAAAUUACUUAGAAGUGAUGCAGUAAUGUGUUCCUAACAUGUGCAGCCCAGGGCAUGAGACAGGUUUUAAAAUCAUUGGCACAAACUGAAACCAUUUAAGUAUGAUAAAGUUUAAUGGAUCAUGUAUAAGGUGAAGAAUGCAAGCAUGCAUUCUUCUGAAAGCUCGCUGCUGCUCAUGUGGCGAAGGCACACACGGACACCUAAAUGGAAGUGUUUGGGGACAGAAUUAUUAGUAGUGGUUGCUAACCAGCACACUCCACCAACCUCAACCCAUAUGAUGUAAUUUGUGAGGAACCAUAAAGCAUGAAAUUUAUAUAUUAAACCUUCGCACAAUCAAAGAACUGAAGGACGAUAUCAAAAGGCAAGUUCUGUGUACUUCGCAAAAGAAACUUUAAUGUGUGAAUGUAAACUUUUUACAGAGAUCAAAAAUGCAUGCAAAACAACAUUCUACUGUAAUCUGUGUAAAUUUUCUUUAUAAUGUGUUUAGGCCAUAGGUUUAUUCCUUCCACUGGCAGAAUUUCAGCAUGUCUGACUUGAUGGUUCCAUGAUUUGUGGCUAUCUCCAUAAGAGAUUUAUGUAUCUUUUUGCAGUGUUUGGAAAUUACAUCAUGACAUGCCACAAGUUUUGUCAGCUGCUUGAAAACCACGUGUUUUCAGUGGAAGGUUCUAUUGGUAGAAUACUUAUGAGGUUUUCCCGUAUAAAAUGAUUGUAAACAGUAUGAAUACUACAGAGAUGUUUAUAAAAUGUUGGAACCAAGUUCAAAGACCAUAGGGUCUGUUACUGAAUGUGCUUUUCAUUGUACUGCAGUGUUGGAAGCCAUGAGGGUCUCCACUGAUAUAAACCCUUGCUUCUCAAUAAGUAUGUUGGUCCACUCUUGAUGCUUGAUAUAGUCAGUGUUGCUGAUGCUUAGAAGGUUUGUCAUGAGCAUCCGCAUCACGUUCAGUUUCUCCAGUCUCAACUGCAAUCGCUUCUUUUGCCUAGAACAACAGUCACUUUAGAAAUUUCUGAAAGAUGGAGUUAAAAGUUUUGUUACCACUACAACAAAGGCUAUAUUCAGUCCCCUUAGAUUAAGUUUAUUACGCACAAUAUAAGGAUUUCAUUUUGGAUAAUUUUGAAAAAUCCAUUACAAAUUAUGUAAAUUUCCAUAAAUUCACAAAAAACUGCUGUGAACAUAAAUGUUGGCCCUUCCUGACAACAAAUCUUUCUUUUUAAAAUAAAUUAUGGAGAAAAAGCAA
Molecule: messenger RNA, 3249 nt
Organism: Zootermopsis nevadensis
Lineage: Eukaryota; Metazoa; Arthropoda; Insecta; Blattodea; Termopsidae
Product: Histone H4 transcription factor
Biological process (GO): anatomical structure development; regulation of transcription by RNA polymerase II
Molecular function (GO): RNA polymerase II cis-regulatory region sequence-specific DNA binding; DNA-binding transcription factor activity, RNA polymerase II-specific
Source: RefSeq, a predicted model, not a curated record